Plasmopara halstedii is the source of this 345-nucleotide messenger RNA. Its product is annotated as tkl protein kinase. The record is from RefSeq and is a predicted model, not a curated record. The transcript has a single exon. Gene Ontology annotation, molecular function: ATP binding; protein kinase activity. Gene Ontology annotation, biological process: protein phosphorylation. The coding region runs from base 1 to 345 and encodes 114 amino acids. NCBI's taxonomy places the organism in Eukaryota, Oomycota, Peronosporomycetes, Peronosporales, Peronosporaceae.
AUGACAGCAGGCGUUGGCACCAUCUACUGGACAGCUCCUGAGGUACUUAUGGGCAAAAAGUAUACAGAGAAGGCCGACAUUUAUUCAUUCGGAAUUGUCAUGUCGGAGAUGGAUACGAGCGAAGUACCGUAUUCAGACAAGCGCGACAACUCCGGCAAGAAGCUACAGAGCAUGAAGAUCAUCCAAAUGGUUAUUCGCAUGGCCCUGCGACCAACAUUUGGAAAGAACUGUCCCGUGCAGAUUAAAGCUCUUGCUGAUCGUUGCUUAGACGCCAACCCGGAUGCUCGGCCGGAUGCACCGGAGCUGCUUGACAACCUGCGAAAUAUUCAAGAGGAAUUGCAGUAA